Messenger RNA from Dimorphilus gyrociliatus, 2549 nucleotides. The record is from the annotation of a GenBank genome assembly. NCBI's taxonomy places the organism in Eukaryota, Metazoa, Annelida, Polychaeta, Dinophilidae.
GCUUUACGCUAGUGCUGCCGCCUGUUUGCAACACAUGCGCGUACAGCAACUGGUAAGACAAGAGGACUGAAGGCGAAACAACGCGAAAGAAAUAUGGUGGAUAUGAUCAGAAAAGGAUAAACAUGGCAGAAUUUAAUAGUGGAUCGAAUAAGAUACCAUCAGUCCUAUCGGCUGAAGCCGAAGCUUUUGUACCAUCAGUGAAUCAAUCAACUUCGGAUCUAAACAAGUUGCCUGGAUACGUCACUUCUUGCUACCCGUUUGUCCCAGACCCUUCAACGAAUUGGUCUGCAGGACAAAGGCAUAACCAUGUGUCAAUGCCGUUUAAUCAACAAUUAGGCCGAUUAUAUGUAACACAUGUUGUAGGUUCGAUGAUGAACCGACCGGCGACCAGAGGUCUACAUCAUAAUAUGCACUCAACUCCUCCGAUACGACAUCCCUUGGUGAUUCCAGCAUGGAAACAAAAAAAGUCAAAUCGUGAUGUUAAUCUCGUCAGCAUUGGUGUUCAAAACGAAUCUGGCUUUUCUAGGGGGGUGAAUCCUGUAGGUAUUAUCGUAAAACCUAAGAAAACAAGAACAAUAGUUCUUGCCGAUGCAGCGAAUCAGACAGAUUUUGCAGAUGAAAUAGCAAAUAUGCAAUUAGCAGAAAAGCCCCAUUCUCUGUAUUUUCGAGGAGAUUGGAUAGCAUCAGAAGGUGAAGGUUAUACAACCGAUGAGGACGACGUGGUAGAAAACGAGGAAGAACUAGAAGAAGAGGAAGAUUCUGAUUCUGGAUACUCAUCUCCACAGCAUAGACGCUAUGGUCCGAGUGAAAAUUCUGUAACAUGUACACCAAUAGGCAAAAAGCCUAAGAGGUUAAAAAAGAAAGAAGAAUCGACGUGUAAUGAUUCUUCUGCUGUACUCAGCUACAGUGAGGUCUUAAAACAAGGAAGCACAAACGUGCCACCAAAUUCAGAAAAUGCAAAUAAUCUUAAGGAAUCUAGACAAAUGCAGAAAAGGCUACGAAGACAAAUGAUCGCUAAUAAAGCAGCGGAGGAGGAAUACGCCGAAAUAUUGGUAGAGACUGAAGUUUUGAAACAACAAACCCAACAAAAACAACAGAAGAACAACAGGAGUGAGACUAGUGAUAACGGGCAACAAACAUCAACUACAGCUAAUGCCACAACAAACAACAGUUCAAAGAAAUCACAGCAACCGUUAAUGUUGGCAGAUAUUUUUCAACCGACUGUUGAAGUUUCUGGCGUUCAACAACGAAGUAAAUCUACCAAGUGUUCAAACACAAGUAAAUCUUUGGCAAUAAAUCCACUUGAUUCUAGUGCUCCCACAAUAAAACGGGGUAAAGAGAGGGAAAAUCCUCGACCAAAAAAGCCUUCAGCUCUAAAGAAAGUUAUUCUUAAGGAAAGAGAGGAAAAGAAACGUUCCCGAGAAAUGCCUGAUAUUGCUCUUCACGAAGUUGAAUUAGAUAGCACAGCUAAUUCAGAAUCGAAGGGAUCAUCAAGUGUUGAUUUUACGGAGAAUUUACCAACUCCGAUUAGUGCUGGUGACUCUCCAGUAAGCCAAACAAGCCCGCUUCCCAUGUCUCCACUUUCUUCUUCCCCCACUCCAGCAAGUAACUCAAGUCAUGUUUCUGCAGCCGUAUUUCAAAAAAUUCAUUCACGUCGUUUCCGUGAAUACUGCACCCAUGUGCUUGAUUCAAGUAUAGACGAAUGUGUAACAGAUCUAUUGAGAGAUUUAGUUAGAUUUCAAGAUAGACAAUAUCAAAAAGAUCCUACAAAAGCAAAGAAUAAACGUCGUAUUGUACUAGGUCUGCGAGAAGUGACAAAACAUUUAAAACUUGGAAAAAUUCGAUGCGUUGUUAUUUCUCCGAAUCUAGAAAGGAUUCAAAGCAAAGGAGGAUUAGACGAUGCUUUGAAUUCAAUAAUAAAAUUGUGCCGAGAGCAGAACUUACCCAUCGUCUUUGCCUUAGGUAGACGGGCAUUAGGCCGAGCCUGUUCUAAACUCGUUCCUGUUUCUGUAGUAGGAAUAUUCAAUCAUGAAGGUUGUGAUGAAAAAUUUAAACAAUUAAUGGCGUUAACUCAACAAGCCAGAUCACAAUAUGAGGUAAUGGUAAAAUCCUUCGAAGAAGAGAUCCAACAGCACAUAAACUCCCGACAUACUGUUGAAACAAACGGAGGUGACUCAGCCUGCAGACCUUUCCCGAUUGCCUACUCACACUUGGGCCACUCAAGAACCCCUUCAGCUUGUAGCACCAUAUCAUUUAUGUCCAACAUCUCAGUUUCCGAUCAAUAUUCGUCUCUCCAUCAAACGACAACACAGCAGACACCUGCAGAUGUUCAAGCAGAAUCUAGUGAAGUUAAGCCUUCCGCUGAUAGAGAGGCUCUUGAUGACAUCGAUGAAGGCCACAUAGCUGAUACUGAAGAUGAAAAGCCACGUAAUGCAAAGACUCCAUCUGAGGAAUCUAAUGAGCAGCAUGUGGAUGACGACAAGGCGAAAAAUGUGCAGGAUUGGUUACGACGAACAACACCCAAUACAAAUUGUUCUUCUCUUUGCUAA